Molecule: messenger RNA, 901 nt
Organism: Paramisgurnus dabryanus
Lineage: Eukaryota; Metazoa; Chordata; Actinopteri; Cypriniformes; Cobitidae
Gene: ciao2a
Product: cytosolic iron-sulfur assembly component 2A
Source: RefSeq, a predicted model, not a curated record
GUGAGAUGAGUAGGCACGCAUGCGCGUAUCCGUAAUGGACCGGGCAGGGUCAUGGAUCUUCUGUCCGGACUGUUGAACCGAGUCUGGCCGCCUGUCAAUGAUAAAAGGAGCAAAAAGAUGGAGGAGAAAGCGCUGGAGGUGUAUGAUGUGAUCCGAACCAUUCGUGAUCCAGAGAAGCCCAACACUCUGGAAGAGCUGGAUGUGGUGACGGAGAAAUGUGUGGAGGUCCAGGAGCUCGGAGAUGAUGAAUAUCUCAUUAUUAUCAAGUUUUCUCCAACCGUACCACAUUGUUCACUGGCCACUCUGAUCGGUCUUUGCUUACAAGUGAAACUUCAACGCUGUUUACCGUUCAAACACAAGUUGGAGAUUUACAUAACUGAGGGAACGCAUUCGACUGAGGAAGACAUUAAUAAACAGAUCAAUGAUAAAGAACGUGUAGCGGCCGCCAUGGAGAACCCAAACCUGCGGGAGAUGGUGGAACAAUGUGUGACAGAACCAGACGAUUAAACCCGUUUAACUUCACUUCUGCCUCUCAGAUUAUCAGACAAUAUCAGUCUUCAACUCUUAGAAGUCAUUUCAGACUUGACUCAUUUCAUCUUCAGUCUCUCAUUUAGUCUCUCCAUGUGCUUGUUUGUUCAUUUGUUUAUUCUUGAGAAGAACUUUCUUUCUGUCUGUGCUUCAGGAUAAACAACCAACUGUUAUGAUUAUAAAGAAAGCAUACAUAAAGCUUCUUAUAUAAUCUGAUUCUCAUAUAUUUUAAGAUUAUAUGUAAAAAAAGGAACUAGUUUUUAAUGAUAUUUGUAAACCUAUAUAAGGAUGAGUGUAAAUAAUUUGAUUUUGUAAGUGAAAGUCUAUAUUUGUAGAACUUCAGAUCUUACAAAUAAAACUCUCAGAGAUGUGA